CGGCCGUUCUUAUUUGUCGUAUGCCAUCAAGAAACAAACACCAUCUUGUUCAUGGGACGCAUUUGUAACCCUCUUACCUGAGUCUGCUUUUUUGGGGCCGCAUGCUACAGUUUCCAAGUUAACUGUUCGCUACUUCCCUGCGCCGCGUUGAAACGUGCAUAGUGAUUAUUUUUUAGUUUCGUCAAAUUGAGAUUUUACUUUACAAUGUACCGGUACGAUGUGUCAAUGGUACAUACUGUACAUGUUGUGCACAAAGCUUUCACAAUCAGUUUUAUACAUGUACACAUGACUGCUUCUACAGCUACAGUAGCCGUAGUAAACUGCGGUUGCUGUUUGAAAAAUACCGUAAUUGAAAUGCUCUCCCGCCGUCGUGCAAUAAGCCAAACUGGUGAAAGAUCCUUUCACUUAUCACGCGGAUCAGCGUGUGAGUAGCGUGAUUGCGCCGGUUUCAAUCGAUUUCCGAUACCGGCCUCUGUCGAUCCAUCACGUAGGAAACUAGAAAGCAACCGCUGGGUUGCUUUCACGUCCGCUGCGUUUUUCAUCCCGCAUCUGCGCCCGUGUCAGCCAGCCGCACUGGCUGUAUGUAUCUGUACAGGCGCAAAGUGAAGAGUACGCUAGCUAAACGUACACUGCAAAGAAAAAAUAUUACUGACCAUUAUUGAUUGACUGGAAACCAUAUCGGCAGCGUGUUUGGCGUAAGGAAGAACAUUGAUAGACCUGAGCUUUUUAAACGGCUGCAUCCGAAAAACCGCUCCAUAUGGUGACCCAAUAAUUCCAGUGCGGAGAAUCUCAGGGAUUUCUGUAAACCAGACUGUUCAGCAAAUAUUUUCCUAUUCUGAUUAUCACCCGAAAACGGAAGUAGACUAGUUUUGAAUGUGUCGUGUACGGCCUUAAUUUGGAUCCAAUGGGGAAAUCUGGCAAGACAUUCGCGGCUAUCCUUAACCGCGACCAGACCUGGGCCUACCAUGAAAUCAUUGCGGAGGCCCUGUUCGUCCUGUGGACCGGAUGCCAUUUGUCCUUGAAAUUCGGAACGCGCUUCUUCCCGGAAUGGGAGACAACGCGCAUCGACCCGGACAGCUACACCAGCCUCGAUCGUCUUCUGUGGCUACUGCUUCGUCAGAAUAUCACUGGCUGUGUAUGGGAUGACGUUGUCUCUCAUUGGAAACCCGUGAGCACGGGGCGCGGCAUUGUCGGUUACACUGGCGCCAUCAGUGUCCUCGGCAUGACCCUGUUUCUCGGCGUCUCCUUUCUGUGCUCCGCGUGGGUCAACCGUGACUGGCACAUUCCCCGCUGGACACAGCACUUGCGCCACUGCCGGCGCAUUACGACCUGGUUCGGCUACCGCACGACCUACGACGGUGACGAAUGGGAUGUGCCUACGGAGGGUGGUUGGCGCUUCUGGACUCUGUGGUUCCUUGUUAGUUUAGCCAGUAUGACCGUGUUUGUCGGGUUGUGGCUCGUCUUCUGCGCGUUGCCGGUGGUCAUCGUGGCGGGACUGACGGUGGCCUGGAUCGGCCGGCACGUCGGUGAAGAGGUCGUGUUCCCGGCGACGGUGGUGUGCUUCGGUCUACUAGUAGUGCAUUGCACCGGUCGAAUUUGGGGAUUCGGGAUGAAAAAGACGUAUUUCACGCAGUGGCAUGAGAUGAUCAGAUAUGCCACGGGAAGGCGCCUUCUGGUGCAGCCAUUUGCGGCUGACCGGGAGAACGAAAUUGCACACACGACAGAAACAGCGACCGACCCAUGGUGGUGCGUUAGACGCGCGAGAUUGCACGCGCUCUAUGUGGUGGUGUUUCCGGCGUGGUACGCUGUGGUUAACCACAGCGCGAACGUGCUGCAGCAGUUGCCGUUCCCUGCCGGCUGGAUGGAUCCGUUCUAUCAUGUGACAAGGGUUCUCUACUCAUUCCUGGACCAUGCCGACAUUCGCGAUUCCCCAUCCGCCUCGGCAUCGACAUCCGCCUCGGAAAUCUCCUGGACAACCACUGUCCCGAGCACAUCGACGUCCGCCGCGAGCUCCUACUGGAAAACCGUCACUUGCACCGAGUGCUGUGACAAUUUCGCAACGGGACUGCCCCAGUGGAAUGCGAUGUUAUCGUACUAUGUCGACUUAAAAUACCCCCCGUGGACCACCGACAAUCCGACCAUGGUGGCGCUGUUCAACACGGUCUUCUCACCGGUGACCGAACGCUUCUAUCUGGCAUGGAUGACGACCAUUGCGUGGGUGGUCGGGCUCCCGAUGAUUGUCAUGGGACUGGCGGGAGUAGUAGGCAUGCCCGCGCGCUGUGCCUGGCAUUGCUUCCGCGCGCUGAUCACGAAACCGAAGAAGGUUCUGGAUAACGCGGAGGACCUCAACGAGAAGGAACGUUCUCCGGAGAAAUCCGCGAUCGAGCCCAAGAAGAAACCGUUCUGCGUGUGCGCUUUAUGGAUGGCCGUUGAACGGCUCAUUUUGGUGGUAUUUUCGCGCUGUGCGAUCUGGUUGUGUAUCCCAUUUCCUGUGCUGGAGCUAAUCGUUCCGGAGCAGUAUCUGUUGCCGGCAUGGCUGCUACUGCUGAGUGUUAUCGAAGUGGGCCUCUACUGCUGUGUGUGGAAGACCAUCCGUUACCGCUGCCGUGAGCGGCACGCAGACGGUGACGAUUCCUGGCACCGAGGGAAGGCGGUACCGGAAGAUGGUGAUGCACUGCUCUUGGCACCGUAAUCAGCUGCCCAUUUAACGGAGACUUCCCUGGCGAUAGUUCAAGCGUCCGUACAUUUUCGACAGUCUUGUAUUUCACAAAAACUUUCAUAGUUCCCUUCGGAAUCGUCGUACACGAGAAGCUCCUACUUGUAUACUAAAGGUAUUUGCUGUGCGCGUUCGUGCAGCAUAUUUACUGAUCAUUAUUGUUCCAUCCGAAUGCGUUCUCAAAUGCGGUAUUAUUUCUGUUCUCUUAAUCACGUGUACGAAUUAAUCUUCAGACUUAAAAUACUCUGACGUGUGUUGGUAAUUUUAGUUUGUCUUGAUUUCAGCUAGUAUUCUCUUAGAUUGACAAUUUACACCCAAGAAUGUAUGCCUCAACGGUUCUACAAAUUAAUAAUGUCAA
Paramacrobiotus metropolitanus is the source of this 3074-nucleotide messenger RNA. RefSeq lists its product as uncharacterized. The coding region runs from base 905 to 2692 and encodes 595 amino acids. The record is from RefSeq and is a predicted model, not a curated record. The transcript is spliced from 5 exons. NCBI's taxonomy places the organism in Eukaryota, Metazoa, Tardigrada, Eutardigrada, Parachela, Macrobiotidae.